This is a messenger RNA of Manihot esculenta (cassava), 1660 nucleotides long. RefSeq names its product AT-hook motif nuclear-localized protein 15. The coding region runs from base 541 to 1446 and encodes 301 amino acids. The transcript is spliced from 2 exons. Gene Ontology annotation, cellular component: nucleus. The record is from RefSeq and is a predicted model, not a curated record. Gene Ontology annotation, molecular function: minor groove of adenine-thymine-rich DNA binding; DNA-binding transcription factor activity. NCBI's taxonomy places the organism in Eukaryota, Viridiplantae, Streptophyta, Magnoliopsida, Malpighiales, Euphorbiaceae.
UAUCCGGAAAUAAUUACUCAAGAGGCUCAUUCUACUGAGAGGUUGAAACUUGAAACUUAUAGAGAACAAAAGCAUUGCACCAUAGUAGACCACCUAAAACCACCCUUUGCGCAGCCGCUUUCAUAUGCAUAACACGAAUCCUUAUCGUACGCUAGCUGUUCUUUAACGUACGCCCACAACUGGCAAAGGUUGCCAACUGAAAAUCCGGAGGACCCCUGUCUGGAACAGAAGCUAUUUUGCCUUGCCGUAAUCAGCCGAUUCUAUUCAGAGCUUUUCUUCUUUGACCAAAAGCUUGCACUAUGGCAUUCGUGUAGCAGCUAUACAAACAAACAAAGAUUGAUAAUAUAAGCGAUACACUCGUCCUUCUUCCACUGUUGUGUUCUUGUCAGUUUCUGAUUCAGCAAGGUACAGAUGGAGUGAGACGGAGAACAACAAAUAGUGACGAUACAAAGAAGACUUUAAUUCCAUUGUUCUUGAGUUCUUGAAUUUUCUCCUUUUCUUUUUAAGGGCCGUCCUGGGUUCUUUUGUUAAGAAUCAAACAUGGCGAAUCGCUGGUGGACUGGAAAUUUUGCCAUGAGAGAUGUCGACGCAAUAUCCCCAGCUCCAUCUCUUCACCUGAGAAACCUAGAGGAAGACGGUGCUGGGACCGCCUCCACCGCUACCUCCACCCGGACUCGGAACCAAGACAAGGAAGAACAGGAAGACAGCAAAGACUACAACCACCAAGAAUCUGAAGACCUUAAUGCAGCUAUUGGUCCCAUUGAACCAGGUAACGGAAGCUCCUCUCGCAGGCCAAGAGGCCGGCCACCGGGUUCCAAAAACAGACCAAAACCGCCUGUAGUCAUCACCAAAGAAAGUUCUAGUUGUCUUUGCAGCCAUGUCCUGGAAAUCGGCUCUGGUAGUGACAUCACAGAAAGCAUCGCCACUUUUGCACAACGCCGCCACCGUGGAGUUUCGAUACUAAGCGGAAGUGGCAUAGUGACUAAUGUCACUCUUGGGCAACCUGCAGUACCUAGUGGAGUAAUCAAUCUGCAUGGAAGAUUCGAGAUUUUAUCGUUAUCAGGUUCAUUUCUUCCUGCUCCUUCACCUCCAGGAGCAACGAGGCUGACUGUGUAUUUGGCUGGAGAGCAAGGGCAGGUGGUUGGAGGAACGGUGGCGGGGGCGCUGGUGGCAGCAGGACCGGUGAUGGUGAUUGCGGCAACAUUUAGUAAUGCUACUUUUGAGAGAUUACCGCUGGAGGAACAAGAGCAUGAAGGAUCACAAUUGCAGCAGCAAGUGAAUUCAGGGACUAAUAAUAAUAGCAAUACUACUGCAGAUGGGAGUGGCGAAUCUUCUCAGCCAGCUGCAGGCGAGCAUGAUUCAAUGGCUGUCUACAAUUUGCCUCCUAAUUUGAUGCUAAAUGGGCAAAUACCACAUGACGUUUUUUGGAGUCCACCUCCAUCCUAGUGCGAGAGAGAGAUAACUGCUGGAAAUUUCAUGCAAGCAUAGCAAGGAAGAGAUGGGAUUUUUGGUUUAGUUUUUUUGCUGGGAGAGUAAUUAGCAACUUUUAUUUAAUACUUAGGUUUAACAUAUGCUAAAACUUGUGGACGCACCUGUUAUUUUCUCUCCAAUCUACCUGUUAUUUUCCAAUAAUAAUGUUAUUAUUUAACUUUCAUUUUCA